This is a messenger RNA of Lingula anatina, 3199 nucleotides long. RefSeq lists its product as uncharacterized. The record is from RefSeq and is a predicted model, not a curated record. Lineage: Eukaryota; Metazoa; Brachiopoda; Lingulata; Lingulida; Lingulidae.
ACUGCACCCAUAACUACUAAUGUGUGAUUAUUAAGUCUUGGCGUAAAAACUAUCAAAACACGCUAGCGCUUUCCAAAUGGGUGUGACGUAAGUACCUGCUGACGAAAUACACAUUUCAUUUGGAGGAAAAGCUGGGUCGAAUUUUCUACGCGCGUAAGACCUUACUUAAAACUCAAUCGUAAACAAGCCAACGUGCGGAAAUCUACCUUGGUUUUACAAAAAAUUGUAACUGAGACCAUGCAGGAAUCAAGACAAUGACGAUCAUAAAUACAUGUUGCUGUUGUAAUCUACGAAUCGGCGCAUUUGCCUGUGGAAUCUAUACUGCUAUCUUAUCCUUGGUUACUAGUGGUCUGUCAGGAUACAAUUUGUACCAUAUACAGUUCUUUGACCUUACUCGAGUUGAAGAUGAAACUGAGAAGCAAAUGUGGGAAGGUAUUGAGGCUUGGUGUUAUGCCACAUUAGCAUUGUGUUCCCUAACAUUUUUGGCUUCCUUACUUCAUAUUGUUGGAGUGCAUAAGGAUCAGAGAUUUUUAUUCCUUCCAUGGAUGUGUAUGAUGGUCCUUGUUAUAGUGGUGGAUGCCAUCUCAGUUGUUUAUGGUAUCUUUACCUAUGAUAAUGUUGAAGUUACGUUCUCCAUUAUCCAUUCUAUCCUGUGGCUCAUAUUUACCCUGAUCAGUAUGUACUGUCUGUUGUGUGUAAUCUCCCAGUACCAGGAGUUGGCAGCAGGAAGAGGAACUGCAGCAGAUUACAGGCAUCCAGCUGUCAUCUAUGAGUCCUCUAUCAAUGAGGUGAUGAUUGCUCCAGGCCCAGUUAUUAUUUAUCCACAUCACGGGGCAUACAGUGCAGUUCCCACUCAGCCUGGAGAGGAACCACCCCACUACCAAGAUGAGGAUGAAGAAAAGGAAGGGACAUCAUCAGCAGAAGCCUUGUUGAAUGAUGACAACUUCCCUUCAUCACAAGAACAUCUGGUGGCACAAUCAAAAAAGAAGUCAAGGAGAUAAAUUACCUUAUCUACUGUGAGAUUUUGUAUGCUCUUUUAGCAAAAACAUGUUCUUUUCCAAAAAUGAAAAUAAGGUUAUGCUUACAGAAACUGAGUUGGAUUUAAGAGUAAACUUUUGAGUGAAAAAUGUUUUUUAUUGAUGGGUUUUUCCCUGAACUGUUUACUGAUCAUCUGGAAUUCCAUGAGCAGUAAUACAAGAAAUACAAUAUAAUACCAAAAAUCUUGAGGGUGUAGCUUUAACCAGUGUCAUAAAAGUGCAGAAUCCACAGUUACCUUUGUACAUGUAAUAGAAAUAGAAAUUUCAUGAGGAGGGUUGAUAUUUUAGAUAAAAUGAAAGAAAGUUGCGUAUUAGAGAGUAUAUUAUUUUGUGUAAGUGUAAGGUGUAUUUGCACAUUUGCUAUUAGCUUUAGGAUGCAUGGUUUGUUUUCUAUACAUAUUUCAUUUUGUUUUUUAUAUGAUAGCAUAAUUGUAUUAAGCAUAGCAGGAUGUUGGAAUUAUUUAUAAUGCCUUAUAUUUAUAAUAUAAAUUCAUGGGUAAUAAUUAGAAGGUUGAAUCUCUUGAGGUGAAGUUGUUUUGCACCUGCAAUUUGAUGAUUUUUUCUUUCUUCUUUUUUUUUUGGGGGGGGGGGGGGUGGAGUCACCAUUUUUAAAAGAACACCAGUUAACUUUUUUUCUUUUUUAAGAAUAAAAUGUCACUUCACAGAAUGGUUAUUUGUACCCAGUGCUAGUCAAUUCAAAAACUUUCAGAUGCAUUUCACAAUUAUACUAGUGUGCAUUUCUGGCUCUAUACAUACGACACACAGAUGUACAUUUUAUAGUUAGUAUAUGGUAUAAGGUCAUAAUCCCUAGAUAUUCGUAUGGGCAUGAAAUUUCAUUUUAUUAUUUAUUGUGAUUAUAAAUAUUUAAGUACUUAGAAAAUCAGUUAAGAUCAUACCAAAAUUAUGUUGUUUUAAGACUCCAAGAUUAUAAUGUACGUUUUCUCAAGCCAAGUACAUUAUAUACACUCUGAAUUGUCACUACUAUUUUGGUAAAAAAAAUUUACUUUUUUACAUUCAAAUCAAAACGCUUUAAUUCAUUUUUUUAAAUAUCUAAAGAGCAUUACAAAGAUAUGUGAGUGUAAGAUUUGAAGAUAAAGGUCCCUGGUCUACUUUUUUUCUAUUUGAGCUAAUUUGAGAAUGUUUCAUAUACAUGUCACAUCAUCAUUAUACCAAACUGUAACACAAAUAUAAUGGUAUUGCUAUAUCUACAACAAACUUUUACCUGUUCCAUUGACAAACUGCUUUACAGUUUAUUAAUUGAUAUGAUUGCUUCAGGUUAUUAUUAUUAUUAUUAUUAUUAUUAUUAUUAUUAUUAUUAUUAUACAGGAUAUUUAUACAGGGCAUUGAAUGUAUUAAAUUGAUAAAGAAUUUAUAACAGUGACAUACAUAUAUAUAUAUAUAUAUAAGAAAAGUUCCCAUUUACCAUGCCGGCACCUAGAGGUGGGGGUCCCCCUCUGAUGCAUCCUCAUAUGCAAUAAUAUAUUAACAUAAGAUAUAGGUUAGAACACCCUCUUCUAAAAACACAUACAUAUUUUUUAACAUUUGAAAAUUCCUGCCAUUUUUAGGACAUUGUUUCUCUAAAAUAACAGAUUGAAAAUAGAGUCGAUAAUUUAUAAUUUGGUAUAAAUGUUAUAAAAUGGUGCCACAGUUCCGAUUAUCUUGCUAUGGUGAAAUCCUACUCCAAAUAUUGGACAUAGUAUUAUUAUAAAAUGAACAUAGCUUUGGACAUAAUAAUUAAAAAUGUUAUAUUUUUCUUGUUAUGUUGAGUUCCACACAGUUUGCAUAUUCUUAAUAUUAAAAAAGUAUAUAAAAUUUUUAUUCUUUUUUCCUCUGUCAAAAUCAUUGAUAAUUUUUAACAUGUUGAAGCUGAAAAACGUCAUCAUCCUAUCUGAAAUGUUUAUUUCAGCCAGAUAUGCAAAAGGAAAAUAGGAAGUUACCUCAGGCUCAAGUUAUGUAACAGAAAUGUGACCAAAUAUUAUCAGUUCUUAAUUCUCAUAAUUAAUCUGUCAUUAUAAGGUUGAUAUUUUGUGUGGAAUGUCUAAUAUUAUUUCAUUAAUUAGCACAAUUUGAGCAUUCUUGUUUUGUUUCAUGUGUUUAAGCUGAUCUUAUUACUGGUAUUUUAUCACUGAAACUGCUGACAAAUUAAAGUCUAUGCACAUUCA